AUGGCCUGUCUUUUAGCACCUUUUAGUUCAAGCCAGUCGCUAGCGGCCGCUAAGAAGCUCCAAAGAAGCGAAAAUAAAUAAAAAUAAAAUGUACAAAAAAUACCAUUACCUAGUGAGUCGAUUUGCCGAUAUAUUAGCGCUGUACACAAGUAUACUUGGUAUACUUCUGAAAUAAUUGAAUGUAGGGAACCCGACGUGUGCGAGUUAAAGGAACUCGCACUUGACCGGUUUUCUGCCUUUUUCUCACUCAUGAUUCAUGAAAUGUUCGUUAAGUGAUGGCUAAUACCCUUUUGCUUUGCACGCUUCAAUUAUAUUUAACCGUAAACGUCAGUAUAGAUUGGUGUAUAAAACAAAAUAGGUAAGCAAUUCUAAUUCUAAGGUGUUUGCCAGGUACACAGCCAGGUAUGAAUAUUGCAUUAGUGUCGACGUGAUGACUGUCUGUCGUGGUACAAAUCGGUCGGCCACGCAUAACAUGAAACGUGAUAUGACGAGAAGGCGUCAUUGGUCAGUUGACCUCGGAGGAGGAAAGAUUGCGUUGCGUUGUCUUUUGGUAAAAUGGCUUAUUUUAAUUUCAAUAACCUGUUCCGAGUGAUAACCAGAUGCUGCAGUACGAAUUCGACAGUAAACAAAAUUAAGAACAACAAAUUAAUCUUGUAUGGGGACGAAGUAUCCCCUCCCGUUCGGUUCACACUAAUGGUUGCAUCCAUGUUGGAGAUCAAGUUUGAUUACCAUCACAUAGAUCUAUUUAAAGCAGAUAAUAAAUCUCCUUUUUAUACGAAGAUAAAUCAACUAGAAAAAGUACCCGCGUUGCAAGUCGGCGAUGAAGUCAUUUGCGACAGUCACGCCAUUGCAUUAUAUCUGUGUCGCACCGGAGAUGGUCAGCGACUGUACCCAAAAAAUCCAAUUACAAGAGCAAAAGUUGACCAGACCCUGUUCUUCAACGCUAGCACGUUGUUUCCUAUUGACAGCUAUAUAUUUACGGAAUAUUUUCGAGGCAAAUGGCCUGUCAAUGAUGUUAAGAUUCAGGAGUGGCGCUCCGCAGUGGACCGUUUAGAGCAUCUUUUGGCUGAUCAGAUGUGGCUGGCUUGUGAUAAGGUUACACUUGCUGAUUUGUGCUGUGCAACUACAGUAAGCUCGCUACAACUAUUGGUGCCCCCGUUGGACUGUCAUAUUAAAGUUAAGCAAUGGUUAGACAGGUUGCAAACGCUCUCUUGUUAUGAAACAAACUUACGUGGAUUAGAGCGACUGAAAAAUUGUAUUCGUAGUUUAGAAUAAAUAUUCGAACAAUAAAAGUAUAUUUAUUGGAGCUUCCAAUAAAUACUUAUGUGUGAAAUUUAGCAUUAAUAAAUCAGUUGCACAGUG
Messenger RNA from Cydia pomonella (codling moth), 1362 nucleotides. RefSeq names its product glutathione S-transferase E14-like. The record is from RefSeq and is a predicted model, not a curated record. Gene Ontology annotation, molecular function: glutathione transferase activity. NCBI's taxonomy places the organism in Eukaryota, Metazoa, Arthropoda, Insecta, Lepidoptera, Tortricidae. Gene Ontology annotation, biological process: glutathione metabolic process. The transcript has 6 exons. The coding region runs from base 556 to 1275 and encodes 239 amino acids.